UAUCUAACAAUUCAUCAUAGUCGCCCAAAGUCAUCGAAGUAGACAAAGCUCGUCCACCGCCGAUACCGGUUACCAGUCAACCUCCGACCUUAAAUCUGCCCCAAUUAAUACUCUUUCUUUCUCUCCCCUUUUCUUGGCCAGAAAGAAAAGGAAAAGAAAAAUCAGCACACAGCAGACAAGAGUGUCUAUAUAUACUGGAAGAGAGGGAUAGGGAUUUUCAUUAAUCGGUUUUGAUUGUUUACAGAGAGCAUAGAUACUCAAAAUGCACCUGUAUAAUGCUUGGCUUCCUCCACCUGUCGCCGAGGAGACCAAGAGAGAGAAAGAGUCCUUCUCUCGAGUUGUGAGGGCUGUGAAGGAGUCUUAUCGAUCGGAUGAUCCUGAAUCGGUUUACUCUACUCUCAAAUGGGUCUCUGUCAUCGACCUUUUCAUAAAGGCAAAAAGUGACAUAUCUUUGGAUGAUGUGGCUGCCCUUGUCGAAGUUGGGUUAGAAUUGUUUUGUAUUGCACAGAACAAACUUUAUGCCCAGGUUAGAUGGGGAAGCAUACUAAUUAAGUUACUGAAUAAAUACCGGAAGAAGUUGUCCUUCAAAGUUCAGUGGCGGCCUCUCUAUGAUACUUUGAUCAAUACGCACUUCACAAGGGAUACGGGCCCCGAAGGGUGGAGAUUGAGACAACGACAUUUCGAGACUGUUACUUCCCUUGUUCGAUCCUGCCGGAGGUUCUUCCCACCAGGUUCUGCCUUUGAGAUAUGGUCUGAAUUUCGAUCUUUGCUGGAAAAUCCAUGGCAUAACUCAUCCUUUGAAGGUUCUGGGUUCGUCAGACUGUUUAUUCCAACAAACAUGGACAAUCAGGACUUCUUUUCAAAUGACUGGAUUCAAAUUUGUAUAGAUCAGUGGGAUUCAAUACCAAAUUGCCAGUUCUGGAACAGUCAAUGGGCAGCUGUUACAGCUCGCAUCAUAAAGAAAUACAACUUCAUAGACUGGGAGUGUAUGUUACCUGCACUUUUUAAUCGAUUCUUGAAUAUGUUUGAGGUUCCUGUGGCAAAUGGAAAUGGAUCAUACCCUUUCUCUGUGGAUGUUCCAAGAUAUACGAGGUUCUUGUUUUCUAAUAAAUCUGUCACCCCAGCAAAGGCCAUUGCAAAGUCAAUUGUAUAUCUAUUAAAACCUGCCAGUUCAGCACAGCAACACUUUGAGAAAUUGGUCAACCUCCUAGAGCAAUAUUACCAUCCCUCAAAUGGUGGUCGGUGGACUUAUUCUUUAGAGCGGUUUUUGCUCUAUUUGGUAAUUAUGUUCCAGAAGCGCUUACAGCAUGAGCAACAGAACAAAGAUUGCAAUAACCAGGCUGAACUCUGUCUGGGACCAUCAGAAAGGGCUUCUUUUGUGAAUUGUGUGCUAAAGUUAAUUGAUCGCGGUCAAUAUAGCAAAAAUGAACAUCUUUCUGAAACAGUUGCUGCCGCAACUUCUAUUUUGUCGUAUGUGGAACCCUCUUUGGUUCUUCCAUUUUUGGCAUCUCGAUUUUAUAUGGCCUUGGAGACGAUGACGGCAACCCACCAAUUGAAGACUGCCGUAAUGUCAGUAGCAUUUGCUGGGCGAUCACUUUUCCUCACAUCCUUAACAUCUUCAAUAAAACCAAAUGAUGUUGUUGCUGCUGAUGGGUUCAUUGAUCUUCUGAUGAUUUCAUUAUCCAAUGCAUUACUUGGCAUGGAUGCCAAUGAUCCACCUAAAACCUUGGCAACCAUGCAACUGAUUGGUUCCAUAUUUUCCAAUAUGGCCACACUGGAAGAUAAUUCGGAUGAAUUGUCUGUUAUGCCAGCAGUCCACUUUUCUGAAUGGCUUGACGAGUUCCUCUGCCGCCUAUUUUCUUUACUUCUACACUUGGAACCUACUAGUGUUCUGAAUGAUGGACUUAAUUCAUCAGUUACAUCAGGAACUUUUCUGGUUGAGGAUGGCCCAUAUUACUAUUGCAUGCUGCAAACCUUGUUUGGGAGGCUUUCAAAAUCCCUCUAUAACCAGGCUCUAAAAAAAAUUUCCAAGUUUGUCAAGACAAAUAUUCUUCCUGGGGCUAUUGCAGAAGUUGGACUGCUUUGCUGUGCAUGUGUUUAUUCGAAUCCUGAAGAGGCAGUUGUUCACCUUAUUGAACCAAUCCUGUUGUCUAUCAUAUCCUCUUUCAAAGGAACACCAACUACAGGUUUUGGAGGAAGAGGAUUUUCUGAUGCCUCAGCUUCAUCCAAGGCAAAAUCCACAAUUUCUCCAGCUCUUGAAACAGCAAUCAGUUAUCAACUUAAAGUAUUAUCAAUUGCCAUCAGUUAUGGAGGUCCUGCACUUCUUCGUUACAGGGAUCAAUUCAAAGAAGCUAUUGUGUCUGCAUUUGAAUCCCCAUCUUGGAAGGUUAAUGGAGCUGGUGAUCAUGUUCUCCGAUCCCUUCUUGGUAGCCUGGUUCUUUAUUAUCCUAUCAGCCAGUACAAGUGUAUUUUGCGUCAUCCAGCUGCUACUUCGUUAGAGAUGUGGAUCAGCACAAAAGAUUAUUCUGAUGAUGAACCAUCUAUUGGCCCUAACUGGCAUGUUCCUACAGUUGAAGAAGUUCAAUUUGCCAACGAACUCUUAGACCUACAUUUGAAAUCAGCUUUAGAUGAUCUAUUGAGAAUUUGCGAGACUAAAAUUCAUUCUGAUUUAGGAGAUGAUAAAGAGUUGAAAGUAACUCUUUUGCGUCUGGAUUCUUCAUUGCAAGGUGUUUUGUCAUGCUUGCCUGAUUUUAGGCCAUCAUCUAGGAAUGGGAUGGUUGAAGAUCCAAAUCAUAUAUCUUUCUUAAUAGCUGGAGCAACAGGUUCUAGUGUUGGCAGCAGUGAACUGCGCGAAAAAUCUGCUGAAAUUAUGCAUGCAGCCUGCAAAUAUUUACUUGAGAAAAAAUCUGAUAACAGCAUCUUGUUGCUACUUAUCAUUCGUAUCAUGGAUGCUUUAGGGAACUAUGGAAGUUCUGAAUAUGAUGAGUGGUCAAAUCAGAGGCAGUCUUGGAAGUUGGAAUCUGCUGCCAUUAUUGAACCUCCAAUAAAUUUUAUUGUGUCAUCUCAUUCUAAAGGAAAGAGAAGGCCUAGGUGGGCACUUGUUGACAAAGUAUACAUGCAUAAUAUGUGGAGAUCAUCACAAUCAUCAUAUCAUCUGUUCCGUACGAGUGGGAAUAUGCCUCCGUCAGACCAUCUGAUACUUUUGAUGGAUGAUCUUCUCAACCUAUCUUUGCAUAGCUAUGAAACAGUUCGCACACUUGCUGGAAAAUCUCUCUUGAAAAUGAUGAAGCGGUGGCCAUCUAUGAUUUCGAAGUGUAUUCUCACUCUUACUGAGAAACUAAGGAAUCCUAACUCACCGGAACAUGUAGUCCUGGGUUCUUGUGCAGUGCUCUCUACACAAACAGUCCUCAAGCAUCUGUCAAUGGAUCCAAAGGCAUUCUCUUCGUUCCUCCUUGGAAUUCUUUCAAGCUCCCAUCAUGAAUCACUGAAAGCGCAGAAAGCAAUCAAUGAGGUUUUCAUUAAAUACAAUAUCUAUUUUCCGGGAAUCUCUAGAAGCAUUUUUAGGACAUCGGACAACCAUUUGGAUGUGCCAGAUUUUGCUGAUUUGGUUUCUCAGAUUAGUUCUAUGAGUUUCGAAUCUUCCAACUUGCAUUGGCGGUAUAAUUUGAUGGCUAACAGAGUCCUGUUGUUGUUGGCCAUGGCAUCUCGGAACGAUCCAACUGCAUCUUCAAAAAUUCUGAGUGAAACUACUGGUCACUUUUUAAAGAAUUUAAAAAGUCAGCUUCCUCAGACCAGAAUACUUGCAAUCUCUGCUCUAAACACACUGUUGAAAGAAUCACCCUAUAAAAUGUCAGAUGAAGACCGACCUCAUUUCUCUAGCAAUAUACAAGGAGAUAACAAGUCCUCCCUUGAAGGAGCUUUACGUCAAAUUUUUCAGGAAGAAGGAUUUUUUAGUGAGACCUUGAAUUGUCUUUCCCAUGUUCAUGUAACCACUGAUUCUGAAAGCACAUCUUCCAGGGGAAGUUACGGAAAUUCAUCCAUUCAGAGCUUGGCCGACAAAUCAAUCACUCGUUUUUAUUUUGAUUUUUCAUCUUCGUGGCCGCGUACUCCAAGUUGGAUUUCUUUACUUGGGACUGAUACCUUUUACUCAAGCUUUGCACGCAUAUUUAAGCGGCUAUUUCAAGAAUGUGGCAUGCCUGUUUUACUGGCUCUUAAAAGUACAUUGGUAGAGUUUACAAGUGCCAAGGAGAGGUCUAAGCAGUGUAUUGCUGCAGAAGCACUGGCAGGAGUACUGCAUUCUGAUGUCAAUGGUCUUUUAGAAGCAUGGGAUGGCUGGAUGAUGGUUCAAUUACAGAACGUCACUCUUGCACCAUCAGUGGAAUCUAUGCCAGAGUGGGCAGCAUGUAUACGUUAUGCUGUCACUGGGAAAGGGAAACAUGGAACAAAAGUUCCUCUUUUAAGGCAAAAAAUCAUAAGUUGUCUAGCAUCCCCUUUACCUCAAAUGGUUAGUACCACUGUAGUUGUCAAACGCUUUGCUUUCCUUUCAGCUGCACUCAUAGAAGUAUCCCCACCAAGAAUGCCAGUGGCUGAAAUACGACUCCACAAGCAACUGUUGGAGGAGUUGCUGGGUAAUAUGAGUCAUUCAUCAGCCCAAGUGAGGGAAGCGAUUGGCGUUACCCUUUCUGUUGUGUGCUCAAACAUUCGGCUUUAUACAUCUUUCAACCAUAAUUAUCCACAUGAAGGGAGAGACAGUGAUGUGGAUAACAAACUUGAAGAAGGAAGUUGGGUUCAGAUUCUAAUAGAAAGGGCAUCUAAACUUGUAGUGAAUAUCCAGAACGCUAGUCAGUCUGACAAUAUGGAGAUCCGGACGGAUAUAAGUCCAGACAAUGGGCUUCUAAAUGGAAGUUCUCAAGAUGAUGUUAAAUGGAUGGAAACGUUAUUCCAUUUCAUUAUUUCAUCUCUGAAGUCUGGUAGAUCUUCCUGUUUACUGGAUAUUAUUGUGGGUCUUCUUUAUCCCGUAAUUUCCUUGCAGGAAACGUCAAAUAAAGAUCUGUCAACACUGGCCAAGGCAGCUUUUGAAUUGCUAAAAUGGAGGAUUUUCUGGGGAACCCAUCUCCAAAAAGCUAUAUCUGUGAUUCUUUCUUCAGCCAAUGAUUCUAACUGGCGUACUAGAUCUGCAACUUUGACAUUUUUACGAACUUUUAUGUAUAGGCAUACCUUCAUUCUCCCUUGUGUGGAGAAACAACAAAUCUGGAAAACCGUCGAGAAGCUACUUAUUGACAACCAAGUGGAGGUAAGAGAGCAUGCUGCAGCUGUAUUAGCAGGCCUAACGAAGGGAGGGGAUGAAGAGCUAGCUGAAAACUUCCGUGCUAAAGCUUACAGGGAGGCAAACAUCAUUCGGAAAAAGAGAAAACAGAGGAAUUUGAGUUCUGGUCAGUCAUUAGCUUCUAUACAUGGUGCUGUACUUGCUUUGGCAGCUUGUGUGUUAUCAGUUCCUUAUGAUAUGCCAAGUUGGUUGCCCGAGCAUGUUACAUUACUGGCUCAUUUCGUGGGGGAGCCAUCGCCUGUGAAAACUACAGUUACAAAAGCAGUUGCAGAGUUUCGUAGGACCCAUGCAGAUACAUGGAAUGUCCAGAAAGAUUCGUUCACUGAAGAGCAGCUUGAGGUUCUGGCUGAUACAUCUUCCUCAUCAUCAUAUUUUGCUUGAUCUAUACACUGCAUUCUUUGUAUGAGAAGAGAACAAUAGAUGUAAAAUCGAUCAGAAUAGUUGCAUGUAUUUAUGUUUUUUUGUCAAUUAUCAUAAUCCAUAGAAUGAGUUUUAUCCACACUUGCACCUUUUAUUGUUGCCAUAUGAAGGUUAUUAUUUUCCAUAAAGAUUGUAUUGUUGCUCCU
Messenger RNA from Cornus florida, 5892 nucleotides. RefSeq names its product proteasome activator subunit 4. The transcript has 35 exons. Gene Ontology annotation, biological process: proteasomal ubiquitin-independent protein catabolic process. The record is from RefSeq and is a predicted model, not a curated record. NCBI's taxonomy places the organism in Eukaryota, Viridiplantae, Streptophyta, Magnoliopsida, Cornales, Cornaceae. Gene Ontology annotation, molecular function: peptidase activator activity; proteasome binding. Bases 263 to 5707 code for a protein of 1814 amino acids. Gene Ontology annotation, cellular component: cytosol; nucleus.